UGCUGGCCUUAUUAUCCCCAUUUUAUAGAUGAGAAGACUAUUAACUUGUCCAGCCUGUGAGACUCAAAAGUCAUGAGCUUUCCAUAUAUUCUGCUGCCUUUUCUGAAUGCAAAUUGAAGCAGAUGGAUUUGGCCCUAGACCCGCCUGUUGUUAACUGUGUGGGUCUGCACCCAGCGCUCUUCACCCCUCCGCCCCAAACCAUGAAGUCCCCAUCUGUAAAAUGAAGAACAUGAAGCGUCCAGCACAGGCCUGGCACGAAGUCAGUACCCGGCGAAUUGUACAUUUAUAAAAACAUGCAGUGAAGUGUUUUGCAAACAGCUGUCCCACCUUAGGGGCCCUUGCUGUCACCCCCCGAUCAACAGAGCCUGGAUCUUGGCUCUCGUUCUGUGCUAUCUGGGGUCCAUCUGUGCCUAUGCAAUGAGCUGAAGCCUGUCUCACGACCAGGAGGUGAAGCCUGACCCUAGCCCCAAAUCUCUGCAGGCCUGAACUCCUCUCUCUCUGAAGAAAGGCUGGGCAGGGCCGCCUGUCCUUGCGACACCCAAUCCCUUGGACUGCAAGCCCGCCCCAGGCAUCCAGAUACAAAAAGACUCCAUUUCCCAGGCUGGGAACACUGCCAGCCCCAGCUUGUUGAGGCAGAUCCACCCCUUGGGGAAAGCAAAGAAGGCCCCAGGGGCGGGAGAGGGAGCUCAGCAUCGGCCUUACAGCCAGCUCUUUGCACUUGGUGCCCACUCCUGGGGGACAAGCCCAGCGGGUCCCACCAGCAGGCGGCACCUCCCCCGGUGGGAAAUUAGGAGGCAAGCAUACGCUACCUCUGGACUGUAGUACCUGCCCGUUCGCCAGGUGGAGCCUGAAAAUGCCAUUAUUCAACAACAACAACAAAAUGGAGCUCCUGUAUGCCAGGAGCUGGGGAUCCAGAGAUAGAGAAGUUGCUGCGUGCUGAGCUUCCACCCUCUCAAGUGGUAGUGACUCGAACACACAGAGGGAUCGAUGUGUGAGUGGUCGUUACGGUGGGCAGACAACUUCGUGGCCCAGGGCUGCGGAGGGAGCAAGGAGCACAGCUUCCAGCAUCCCUUUCUCCAGGCAGUGGGCAUGUUCCUGGGGGAGUUGUCCUGCCUGGCGGCCUUCUUCCUGCUCCGCUGCAGAGCUGCGAGGCACCCAGAGGCCAGCAUGGAUCCUCAGCAGCCCUUCAACCCCCUUCUUUUCCUGCCCCCUGCCCUGUGCGACAUGACGGGGACCAGCAUCAUGUAUGUGGCCCUGAACAUGACGAGUGCCUCCAGCUUCCAGAUGCUCCGGGGCGCAGUGAUCAUAUUCACAGGCCUAUUCUCAGUGGCCUUCCUGGGGCGGAGGCUGGCGCUGAGCCAGUGGCUGGGCAUCCUUGCCACCAUCGUGGGGCUGGUGGUUGUGGGCCUGGCCGACCUCCUGAGCAAGCACGAUGAUCAGCACAAGCUCAGCGAAGUGAUCACAGGGGACCUGUUGAUCAUCAUGGCCCAGAUCAUCGUCUCCAUCCAGAUGGUGCUCGAGGAGAAGUUCGUCUACAGGCAUAAUGUGCACCCGCUGCGGGCGGUUGGCACUGAGGGCCUCUUUGGCUUCGUGAUCCUGUCCCUGCUGCUGGUGCCCAUGUACUACAUCCCCGCCGGCUCCUUCAGUGGAAACCCCCGAGGGACGCUGGAGGACACGCUGGACGCCUUCUGCCAGGUGGCCCGACAGCCGCUCAUCGCCCUGGCGCUGCUGGGCAACAUCAGCAGCAUCGCCUUCUUCAACUUUGCGGGCAUCAGCGUCACCAAGGAACUGAGCGCCACCACCCGCAUGGUGCUGGACAGCCUGCGCACCAUUGUCAUCUGGGCACUGAGCCUGGCGCUGGGCUGGGAGGCCUUCCACCCUCUGCAGAUCCUGGGCUUCUUCAUCCUCCUGAUGGGCACCGCCCUCUACAAUGGGCUGCACCGCCCGCUGCUGACCCGCCUGGCCAGGGGCCGGCCCUCAGCAGACGAGGGCGAGCAUGAGAGACUGCUCGCUGGUCCUCGGACUCCCAUCAAUGAUGCCAGCUGAGCCUCUGGUGGGUUCUCUGCUGCUACCUGGAUGCACCUUGUCCACCCUGAGGCCGAGGGCACACAGUGGACAGUGUGCUGUCCCCAAGGCCUCACCCUGCCCCUCCUCUCAGACCCCCGACCCCCCCCCCAGAGCAGCUGCUGCCACAGGAGAUGACCAGACACCCGGGUGCUCCUUUGUCACCACCCCCUACAGCCCCCACAGGCCUGAGUGCAGUGACCUACCCCCUGCCAGGUUCCCACCCCACACCCCCCAAGCCCCUCCUGCAGCGCUAGCACUAAAUCAUGAAGUGGUACUGCAGGAACUAACAACCCUAAGAUGUCCUCCUAAAUCAUAAGCUAAAUUUGGUUCUCCAGAGAAGAGGGGCCAGUGAACAAAUUCAAACCAGAACUAAGCGGCGUAUUUUCUAGAACUUGUAGGCUCUUCGCUAACCCUGUCUUGGAGACCUAAGUUUUAGCUGGACUCUGCCACAAACUCAGCAUAUGUCCCCCAGCCCAUUACCUACCGGCCCUGGGCCUUGGGGUCCCGUCUGUAAAGCAGAAGGUGCAGAUGCUGUGGCUUCCGUACCUUCCAGCCUCAGCCGGGCCCAUCCUGUGGGAAGGGAGGAGCCCAUUCUUUGGAAAUGCCCCUUUGCCCACAGUGCCUCCUCCGCAUGCCAGUGUUGGUCCUUGCUCCCACGCUCUCAAGGCCUCCCUGCCUGGGGGAGAUGUCAGGGGGAAUUCCAAGCAGCCCUUAAUAGCAGCUUUUAUGAACUCUUCACCUUCCAUUUUAAAGAUGAAAAGACUGAGGCCCAGAGACGUAAGUGGCUUUGUAAGAAGGCUCUCCUGCUGUGGACUCUGGCCAUGCACUUGGGAUCCAGAGCACAUCGGGACCUCAGCCCCACCCCCAGCAACCUGACUCCCUAAAUAUCCCUCCAGGGUGAUGAAUUUACCAGCACUGCACCAUUUAGAGUAAUUCUGGUAUCCUAGGCAUGUGUUAAAUGCUCAGCGAUAGUCCUCUGGCGUAACAACCUGCUCAAGUGCGUGCAGAUGAGGAAGCCGUGGCCCAGAGGUGGUUAACUGGCUUCCUCAACGGAGCCAGCAGUCCAAGCUAGGUUUGCCUGAUUCCAAACCUACAGCUCCACCCACCGUACAGGUCUCUGGGGUCUUUGGGGUAAAUUUCCCAUGGCCAGAAUAAAAGCUUCACGUGCUUUUGUCCUCCCCACCCUGAAGAGAGGGGACUGGCAUUGGGGACCCCAAGGAGCGGAGCAGCCCUUCCUUAUGGAGUUCCUCAUUCCGUGGCAGUUUCUGGAACCUCAGACCAUUUUUCUGGGCAGCUCAAUCAAAACAAAACACCGAAUGCCUUCCUUAAAAUAGGUUCUGGGGGAAGGGAUCUUUGACAAGCAAAGCCCUCAGGCUGUGUGGAAAUCAGCAGGUUAUUACAGUUUAUUGGGAGAGGAGGGCCUCUCCAUGCCACCAGCUCCGAGUCCCAGGGGCCCCGGAGCUUCUGUGGGUCACAGUGUGUGCCACAAAAGAAGGAAAUGGAGGGCGAGUGUGGUGGGGACUCCAGCCGCCCUGUCCAAAAGAACUGGGGCCUUACAAUGUCGUUUUAGGCUCUAUUUUUAAAAACAAAAGGGAAAUUGGCA
Leptonychotes weddellii (Weddell seal) is the source of this 3670-nucleotide messenger RNA. The record is from RefSeq and is a predicted model, not a curated record. NCBI's taxonomy places the organism in Eukaryota, Metazoa, Chordata, Mammalia, Carnivora, Phocidae.